Messenger RNA from Penicillium roqueforti, 2862 nucleotides. RefSeq names its product glycosyltransferase. The coding region runs from base 1 to 2862 and encodes 953 amino acids. The record is from RefSeq and is a predicted model, not a curated record. Gene Ontology annotation, molecular function: UDP-glycosyltransferase activity; hexosyltransferase activity. Lineage: Eukaryota; Fungi; Ascomycota; Eurotiomycetes; Eurotiales; Aspergillaceae. Gene Ontology annotation, biological process: carbohydrate metabolic process. The transcript has 7 exons.
AUGGCAACUGUACUAGCACCAAAUCCUGCAGAAAUAUCAUUCGAGAGAAUGGACAUCAAUCGCUCGGGUGAUUGGGCGAGUGAAGGUACUAAGCGAGCAUCAGAUGACCCCGAUGGAGUGCAAUUCUUCGAGGAUGGGUUGAACGCCCGUAUUCUAGGUGACGGCCGAGUGGAUAUCCAUAUCGAUCAGCAUAAACCGCACCUCGGAGGGCUAUUAAAGCACAUCCAACGCGCGGAUAUACAUUCUGAGCGAGAUUCCGAAUGCGCUGUCAGCGCGGAACGGCCCUACACGAAUGAUGAGCAUUUCCCACUGCACUUAAACCUGGUCAUCCAAGUUAUUGGUUCUCGAGGCGAUAUUCAACCAUUUGUGGCACUAGGGAAAGAACUGAAAGCACACGGUCAUCGAGUCAGAUUGGCCACACAUUUAGCUUUUCGGCAGUUUGUUCUCGAUACCGGUCUAGAGUUCUUCAAUAUCGGAGGAGACCCAGAGGAGCUGAUGGCUUAUAUGGUCAAAAAUCCGGGCCUUUUACCGGGCUUCAAGGCAAUACGCAGCGGAGAUAUCCAGAGGCGUCGCCGUGAGAUGAAGGAAAUCUUCAAUGGAUGUUGGAAAUCUUGCUUUGAAAAGGGUGAUGGGACUUACCUUCACCAGAUUAAGGAAGACCCAUUCAGUAAGACAGUGGAUUACCGACAGCGGCCCUUUGUGGCGGAUGCUAUUAUAGCAAACCCUCCUAGCCUUGCCCAUAUCCAUUGCGCCCAACGACUGGGUAUCCCUCUCCAUAUCAUAUUCACGAUGCCCUGGUCACCAACCCAGUCUUUUCCCCACCCGUUAGCGAAUGUCCACCGCCGGAACUGCAAGCCAACUAUCGCAAAUUUCGUGUCCUACAAUAUCGUCGAUAUGAUGGUAUGGGAAGGAUUAGGAGAUAUUCUGAACACACUUCGCAAAAAUACCUUGGCACUCCAACCCCUGGAUACAAUGACUGCCCCAAGCAUACUACACCGACUACAUGUGCCACAUACGUAUAUGUGGUCCCCUUCAUUACUACCUAAGCCCCCUGAUUGGGCUGAUAACAUCGAUGUAUGCGGCUUUGGCUUCCUCCUCUCAGAGACCAGCUACACACCACCAACGGAAAUAGCUGCAUUUCUCGACGCAGGACCAAAACCAAUAUACAUUGGUUUUGGCUCGAUCGUAGUUGAUAAUGCGAACAAACUGACAAAAACCAUAUUUGAAGCAGUCAAAAAUUCCGGACAGCGGGCUCUUAUCUCAAAAGGCUGGGGGAAUUUGGGGGCAGACGAAGUGCCGGACAAUAUUCUGAUGAUUGGAAACUGCCCUCACGAUUGGCUGUUUGGGCAGGUUUCAUGUGUUAUCCACCAUGGUGGUGCUGGCACCACAGCGGCAGGGCUCGCGCUAGGUCGACCGACAAUAAUUGUCCCUUUCUUUGGAGACCAGCAAUUCUGGGGAAACAUCGUUGCGCGUGCUGGAGCUGGGCCAGCACCAAUACCACAUAAAAUUUUGAACGUGCAGAAUCUCUCAAGCGCAAUCGCGAAAGCGCUAGAGCCGAGUACUCUAGAGAGAGCACAGACGAUCGCGUUGAAAAUGCAGGAAGAGUCUGGUGUGCGCCAUGGGGUGAAUAGCUUUCAUCGAAAUCUUGACCCCCAGUCAUACAGAUGCUCUAUAGUCCCGAAUCAUCCGGCGGCUUGGCAUCUCAAACAUACCAGAAUCAACCUCAGUGCCUUUGCAGCAACGGUUCUAGUGAGAUCAGGGAAGAUCAGCCCAGAUAUGCUCGUGCUUUACCGUCCAAUUGAGUAUGAUACAUUACUGGACCCUGCCGACCCACUUACUGCUAGUGCUCAGGUGCUCUUUGGAGUCAUUACGAGCUUCGUGACUGGGCUUGUCGAUGCGCCCAGAGAGAUUGUGCAUGAUAUUGUUUCUGCUGCUCGCUCAAUACGCCAACCCCAUGAACAUUUUGAUCGCCACGCAGCAUGUCAGGCAGUACUUUCUUCACCAGAUCAUUUAUCUCCAGAGAAUAAUGAUGGGACUGAAACACAUAUUCAAAAUGAGAACGAGCAAUUGCAGAUUGAGAAUGAGGAACAGCGAGAUGGUGAAAUCCUAGAAGGGGAGAGUGCACAGGAAGAUACUACCGAUGCGGACAAUGAAACCGAUAUCAACAGCAUUGAUCGAAUUCGGAGCACAGAACGCAAAAGGAAUAUCCAGCUCGAAAAGGCCAAGACAAUGAGCAGCUCGAUGACACCGACAAAUCCACCUAAAUCUACUAUUUUACACGAAGCUGCGUUACACGGAAGUCAAAUGUCCAAGAAAAUAUUGAAGAUAAUCAUAGUGGUACCGACCGAUUUGACACUGAGCAUGGCCAGAGGUUUCCACAACGCACCCAAAUUAUAUCACGACACGACAGUAACCGACACCCCCCAGGUGGUCAGUCUUCGAAGCGGGUUCAGGGCGGCAGGAAAGGAGUUCCGAGAUGGAUUUUACUUCGGUAUUAAGGGCCUAGGAACACAGCCGCAUCAUGGUCUUAAGCACGGAGGUGCUAAGGGGCUUCUCAAAGGUGUCGGAAAAGGAAUCGGUGGGUUGUUUCUCAAGCCGACAGCAGGGUUAUGGGGUCUAGCAGGAUAUCCCUUAAGCGGGAUAGUCAGAGAGAUCAAUGACUCGCUAGGCAGACAUCAAAAAUGCAUGAUUGUAAUGGGUCGAAUUUCGCAAGGACUCGAAGAGAUGCGAGAAUCCACGGCCCAGGAAAGGGAAGAGGUAUCCAGGGGAUGGAUUACUAUUGAACACGACUUGAAAAAGUUGAAAACGCACCACCAUUUGCAUAUGUCGGACUCCACUCAUGCUGUGGUGUUAUUUGAGUGA